Molecule: messenger RNA, 2969 nt
Organism: Betta splendens (Siamese fighting fish)
Lineage: Eukaryota; Metazoa; Chordata; Actinopteri; Anabantiformes; Osphronemidae
Gene: lmx1bb
Product: LIM homeobox transcription factor 1, beta b
Exons: 9
Coding region: 799-1929 (376 amino acids)
Biological process (GO): neuron differentiation; regulation of transcription by RNA polymerase II
Cellular component (GO): nucleus
Molecular function (GO): RNA polymerase II transcription regulatory region sequence-specific DNA binding; DNA-binding transcription factor activity, RNA polymerase II-specific
Source: RefSeq, a predicted model, not a curated record
GCUGAGCGAACGCUGCAGAGACGUGGCUCGUGCAGAGGCUGGACAGACCUCUGUUAUCACCUCCACUGAUCGCCAGGUGCAUCAGCUGAAAGGGAACAGCGGCUUCCACUGCAAACAAUGCACAAAGAGCAGAGAGGAAAGCGUGUGAUGCUCCAGGAGACACGCACAGAUCUGCAUGCGCUCACAAACAAGUCACGAAUGUACACAUGUUGUUUUAACGCCAGGCUAUAGUGAUUUGUUAAAGGGUGUUGGGCUGCACUGUUAUACGCGGUGACAUCCCGUGAUCAUUUAGCUAAUUUUAUUAUAGGAUAUUGUCAUUGUUGUGAUUAUUUCAGUGACAGCCAGGCCUUUAUAUAAUACCCAUUUCUGACUCCGUGUGUGUGUUGCUAUUGGAUUGUGUGAAGCGCACUGUACUCUGCUCCAAUAGCAUCCCAAUGGCGGUGAAUGGGGGAAUGAAAAAAGUGUAGCCAUGCAUGCAGGAGUGGGAGGAUCCACUCGCUUCAAUCUCGAUCUCAGACUUUUUGCAGCGACAGGAGCACAACCAGCCAACCGUCUGCGUGACUUCCAAAGAGUUACUGCCGGGACAUCUACACACUUCCUCGUGUCUUUGGAUUUGUUGUCAACUCUUUUCGUCUACUUUUUUUGCCUUCGUUCCUCCUCUCUGGUUCCUCCGCGAAGACGCUGUCCAGCUCUCUGCCGGCGGCUCGAGGGGCGAGAAGAUAAAGCGUCCUCCGAUCCUAACAGGUCUGGUGUCACUGGAGCGCCUCUUCCGCGGGAGAACAGCCCGAGACGUGCACCAUGCUGGACGGCAUAAAAAUUGAAGAUCACCCCCUGCGAUCGGGACAAGCCACGCUCGGAGUCAUGCUCGGCACCGAGUGUCAUCACCCGUCCGUGUGCGAAGGAUGCCAGCGCCCCAUCUCCGACCGCUUCUUGAUGCGAGUCAACGAUUCCUCGUGGCACGAGGAGUGUUUGCAGUGCACCGUGUGUCAACAGCCUCUCACCACCAGCUGUUACUUCAGAGAAAGGAAACUUUACUGCAAACACGACUACCAACAGUUGUUUGCCACCAAGUGCAGCGGCUGCAUGGAGAAGAUCGCCCCCACGGAGUUCGUGAUGCGCGCCCUGGAGUGCGUCUACCACCUCAACUGCUUCUGCUGCUGCGUGUGCGACCGGCAGCUGAGGAAGGGUGACGAGUUCGUCCUGAAGGAGGGCCAGCUGCUGUGCAAGAUCGACUACGAGCGGGAGAAGGACCUGCUCAGCUCGGUCAGCCCGGAUGACUCAGACUCAGAAAAAAGUGACGACGAGGAGCUGGACGUGAAGCCGGAGAAAGGCAUCGGGGGCCAAGGGAAGGGGGACGAUGGGAAGGACCCCAGGAGGCCCAAAAGGCCGCGGACCAUUCUGACCACUCAGCAGAGACGAGCCUUCAAGGCCUCCUUCGAGGUGUCCUCGAAACCCUGCAGGAAGGUGAGGGAGACGCUGGCCGCGGAGACGGGACUCAGCGUUCGGGUGGUCCAGGUGUGGUUCCAGAACCAGCGAGCCAAGAUGAAGAAGUUGGCAAGAAGACAGCAGCAACAACAAGAACAACAGAAUUCUCAGAGACUCGGCCAAGAGGUGAUGUCCAACCGCAUGGAGGGCAUGAUGAACUCCUUCACGCCGCUGGCUCCGCCGCAGCAGCAGCUGGUCAGCAUGGAUCAGAACGGCUACAGCACGGACCCGUUCCAGCAGGGGCUCACCCCCCCACAGAUGCCAGGGGACCACAUGAACCCGUAUGGUAACGACUCCGCGUUCCACGACAUCGACAGCGACACGUCUCUCACCAGCCUCAGCGACUGCUUCAUGGCGUCGUCGGACGUCAGCUCCAUGCAGGCGCGCGUGGGAAACCCCAUCGACCGCCUCUACUCCAUGCAGAACUCUUACUUUGCGUCGUGAAAGAAGAGGACGUGGCGGAGACAGCAGCAGCAACAACAAAAAGAAACACAACACAUCAGCACAGAAUAAACUGCCCAUCUCAACCUGAAGCGCGAAGGCCGGGAGUUUCUGCACCGACACGGCACACGACAGAAGAGGCGCCUCCUGGCAGUAGCUCUUGGCGGAAGCUCACCACAAGACAGUAAAACCACUUGUUGUAGGACAGGGAGGAUUCCUGGGGAAAAAGAACUUAAACAUUGUUAGAGAUCAUUCGAUAGGAUUGCUCAUCUGCCACGGGAGCUGACACUCGAUUAAAAAAAAAAGAAAAAAGAAACAAACAAGUAGACACCGAAGCCACUGAUUCCACGCAUCAAACCAAACGACACAGUGAGUUCAUACAGUGCAUGAUCAGUUGUAAACUAAGACGUUUUGUAAGCCCCUCCCCGGUCGAGAUGUGGUGUUUGGACCGUUUCCCCGUUACACUACAUUCACUGUUAGCAUUUUCAUCACUUUCGAUAGGUUUAGAUAUUGUGUUAAUAGUGACUAGGUGCAGCAUGUCUGCAAGAGUGACUGUACAUUUGUGUAUGUGUGCGAGUCUGUGGCGAGAGAGGAGCGUUUAGAGGAGACGUAGGACCAGUGAAGUGUAAAUACUUUCCCCAGGCCAAUUGGAUGUGCAUGUUAGAAAUGGAAAGCAUUCUAUUUAUUUAACUAUAACAGGCUCUUGAAGGUACAUAUUAAAACUGAAAAGCUUUAUUUAAACGGAGAGCAUUUUUUUUCCUUUUUGUUCAGCAAUUAGUGAGUUCAUGAGUAUCACAACUCAUCUGUACACCUUUUUAAUAUGAAGAUUAACCCUUUCGUUGUCGUCGUUUCGUUUCCUUCAGCCAAGCUGUAAAUGAGCUGCGUUGCUAUUUAUUUCGUACAGACCAUAAACCUUUCUUUGUCAUUGUCAUAUGUGCAUUCUCGAAAUGUUAAAUUUGCUAAUUGACCAAAGUGGACUGGUUUGAUGAAUAAACAAUGUCUUUUUUUCCUGAUAACAUUAAAUAAAUGCCAUUCAGUGAUCA